GGCUCUGCAUAAUCAGCGGCUCCUCGUCUUCCUCCGAGUUUAUUUUGCAAGUCAAGGAGUUGACUCUAUCGUGUGUCUCAUCAAGAGCAAUGACGCACAGUUCAGUUCUGCCUCUGCUGCUCCUGCUGGGCACGUGUUCGGCUUACACCUACCAAAAUGUGGCCUUGCGUGGAAAAGCAAGCCAGUCAGGGCGUCAUCCAGACCAUUAUGGAGAUGCAGACAAAGCUAUUGAUGGAAGCCGUGAAUCUAACUAUUAUCAUGGAUCAUGCAGCGCUACUACUGCGAUGACCAACCCCUGGUGGAGAGUGGACCUGCUGGAGUCCUACAUCGUCACCUCCAUCAUCAUCACCAACAGAGCAGACUGUUGUGCAGAAGGGCUCAACGGGGCAGAGGUUCACAUCGGCAACUCUUUGCAAGACAAUGGCGCGGCAAACCCAGUGGUUGGUGUGAUUUCUCAUAUCCCUGCAGGCAGGUCUUUAAAAAUGACUUUGACCAAACUUGUAGAGGGACGAUACGUGACGGUGGUUGUACCUGGUUCAGGGAAAUCCGUUAUACUCUGUGAGGUGGAAGUGUACGGGUACCGUGCUCCAACUGGAGAGAACCUGGCACUCCAAGGAAAAGCCUCACAGUCAUCACCUACUUCUUUUCAAGGCAUAGCUUAUAAUGCCAUUGAUGGAAAUCGUGCAAGUGCCUGGGGCCAGGGUUCUUGUACCCACACAAAGGCUGACUUUAACCCCUGGUGGCGUCUGGACCUCGGCAAAACCCACAAAAUUAAUUCUGUUAACAUAACCAACACUCUAGAUUCUGUCCCACAACGACUUAAUGGAGCUGAGAUCCGAAUUGGAGAUUCUCUUGAAAACAAUGGCAACAACAACCCCAGGUGUGCUGUGAUCUCAAGCAUCCCUGGAGGUUUCACGGAAACCUUCCAGUGUAACGGGAUGGACGGUCGCUACGUCAACAUCGUCAUUCCUGGAAGAAGCGAGUACCUGACACUCUGUGAGGUGGAGGUGUACGGCUCCAGGCUGGAUACAUGUACCAUGAUAAGAUGUGCACAUAAAUAUCACUGUGUGGUCCACAUGAAAUCAUAUCCAUCUGCACUGCAUAAACAGCGGCUCCCUGUCCCCUCGUCUUCCUCCGAGUUUAUUUUGCAAGUCAAGGAGUUGACUCUAUCGUGUGUCUCAUCAAGAGCAAUGACGCACAGUUCAGUUCUGCCUCUGCUGCUCCUGCUGGGCACGUGUUCGGCUUACACCUACCGAAAUGUGGCCUUGCGUGGAAAAGCAAGCCAGUCACUGCGUAAUCAAAACCAUCCUGGAGAUGCAGACAACGCUAUUGAUGGAAACCGUGAUUCUAACUAUCUUGCUGGUUCAUGCACCGCUACUAAUGCGCAGACCAACCCCUGGUGGAGAGUGGACCUGCUGGAGUCCUACAUCGUCACCUCCAUCAUCAUCACCAACAGAGGAGACUGCUGUGCAGAAAGGCUCAACGGGGCAGAGGUUCACAUCGGCAACUCUUUGAAAGACAAUGGUGCGGCAAACCCAGUGUGUGCUGUGAUCUCAAGCAUCCCUGGAGGUUUCACGGAAACCUUCCAGUGUAACGGGAUGGACGGUCGCUACGUCAACAUCGUCAUUCCUGGAAGAAGCGAGUACCUGACACUCUGUGAGGUGGAGGUGUACGGCUCCAGGCUGGAUCAGCAAUAUAACCAUCCUGAGAAUGCCAAAGCAAUGACACACAUUUCAGUUCUGCUUCUCCUGCUGGGGACGAGCUCAGCUUACACCUAUCGUAAGACAGAAAAUGUUGCCUUGCGUGGAAAAGCCACCCAGUCAGACCGUCAUGGGGAUAACUAUGGGGCUGCCUACAAUGCUAUUGAUGGAAACCGUGAGUCCAACUACUUUGCUGGAACGUGCACAAGGACUGAUGAGCAGACCAACCCCUGGUGGAGAGUGGACCUGCUGGAGUCCUACAUCGUCACCUCCAUCAUCAUCACCAACAGAGGAGACUGCUGUGCUGAAAGGCUCAACGGGGCAGAGGUUCAUAUCGGCAACUCUUUGCAAGACAAUGGUGCCGCAAACCCAGUGGCUGCUGUAAUUCCUCACAUCCCAGUUGGCAGGUCUUUAAAAAUCACUUUUACCGGACUUGUGGAGGGACGUUUUGUGAUUGUGGUUCUACCGGGUUUAAAAAGGAUCCUUACACUCUGCAAAGUGGAAGUCUACGGGUUCCGUGCCCCAACAGCACAGAACCUGGCAAUCCAAGGGAAAGCCACACAGUCAUCGCUGCAUUCUACAGGCAUUACAAGCAAUGCUAUUGAUGGGAAUCUAAACACCGUCUGGAGCCAGGCUUCUUGUACUCACACCGGAUCCGAAUUGAACCCUUGGUGGCGCCUGGACCUUGGCAAAACCCACAAAAUAUUUUCUGUUAACAUAACCAACUACAGAGAUGUUAACUUACAACUUGUUGGAGCUGAGAUUCGAAUUGGAGAUAUUCUUGAGAACAAUGGCAACAGCAAUCCCAGGUGUGCUGUGAUUUCAAGAAUUCCUCCAGGUUUCACUGAAAGCUUUCAGUGUAACGGGAUGGACGGUCGCUACGUCAACAUCGUCAUUCCUGGGAAAACCGUUAACCUGGUGCUGUGUGAAGUGGAGGUGUACGGCUCCAGACCAAGCGACACAUAG
Messenger RNA from Trematomus bernacchii (emerald rockcod), 2666 nucleotides. RefSeq lists its product as uncharacterized. The record is from RefSeq and is a predicted model, not a curated record. NCBI's taxonomy places the organism in Eukaryota, Metazoa, Chordata, Actinopteri, Perciformes, Nototheniidae. The transcript is spliced from 17 exons. Bases 90 to 2666 code for a protein of 858 amino acids.